Pectinophora gossypiella (pink bollworm) is the source of this 1489-nucleotide messenger RNA. Its product is annotated as ADP-ribosylation factor-like protein 6-interacting protein 4. The transcript has 3 exons. The record is from RefSeq and is a predicted model, not a curated record. Lineage: Eukaryota; Metazoa; Arthropoda; Insecta; Lepidoptera; Gelechiidae. Bases 101 to 616 code for a protein of 171 amino acids.
GAUUAAAUUAAAUUGUUACUAUUGUUAGUUCGUUUACGGUGUUGUAUGGCGAUAAAACGCGUUUUAUUCACAAUUAUUUAUAUAUUACCAAUUAAUUACGAUGGGAAAAGAAAAGUCUAAGAAGAGAAAACGGUCUACAUCAUCUGAAGACAGUUCCAGUUCAAGCAGUUCAGAUUCUUCGCAAGAAAAAAAGAAACUUCGUAAGUUGAAGAAAAAAUUGAAGAAAGAACAGAAAAGGACGGAAAAGGCAUUGAAGAAGAAAUUGAAAGAGAAGAAAAGGAAGUUAAAAGAGAAGCGCAGAAGCAAAAGCAGCAGUUGUAGUCGGGACGAGACGAAAACUAAAACUGAAGACGCGCCGGCUGACAUACCGCUCGAGCUGAUGGAAAGGUCGAAGGCAAUGGCCCCAAUGACCAAAGAAGAAUGGGAGAAGCGACAGAGUGUUGUCAAGAGAGUCCUCGAUGAAGAAAGUGGCCGAUACAGGUUAAUAAAGGGAGACGGCGAGGUGUUAGAGGAGAUAGUCUCCCGUGACCGACACAAACAGAUCAACCGGCAAGCCACACAGGCUGAUGGAGCCUUCUUCCAGGCAAACACUGUCAAUAAAAAGCAUAUUUUAUAAGGCUAUCAGAACAGCACAUGAGGCAGGGGCAUACCAACGUUAUACAGUGAAUAGAUAAUGCAAAUUAGCUGGAUGCUACACUUUUUAUAUCUAGAUCAUCAUGAAAACAGUUUUGUUCUUAAUUACUUACACAUAACUAUGGGAAGUUAUGAUAAUUUUGAUAUUGUGUGCAUUCACAUAUUUAUGUUAUGCAUCUAGCUACAUUAUAAAGGGAAGUUUUUUCUAUUUAACUUUAAUAAUAAGUGUGACUUUUUGUCACGUUUUUCGAUGACGUCAAAAGUUGCUUUUUCGUACAAAUUCCAUUAUAAUUUCGUGUUUUUGACUUUUAGUAAAAAGACACUGAUUUUACUAGUUUUAACUACCCUAUUUGUACAGCAAAGGAAAUGUACUGAAGACUAGGCAGCAUGGUCUUAUGAUCGUAGCUUGACCCUCAAAUGGGCAAAAGGUAAAAAACAAAACUACCCUAUUUGCAAAUGAAAAAGAUACUUGCAUUAUAUAUUUGCUUUAUAUCUAUAUACUCACCCCUUACAAACUAUUUAUUACAGCUUAGAUAGGAUGUUGCAUUGGCUGCAGAUUUGUAGUUACAUCAUAAAAUACCUUAUUCCUCUUUCUACUCUCCAUUUCCUUCCUUUUCUAUUACUAGUGAUAGGUUAUAAACAUAUCUUAAUGGUAUUAACAUUUUUGUAUAAAGCACUAAGUAGGGUAGUUGACUUUUUUUUCUUUUAAUCAAUCCACUCACGUGAAUUAUUUUUUUUAGUUAUUUUUUUUAUUAUUAGGCAUAAUAAUUUACAGUCAGUGGUAGGGAAAUGUUCCAUCCCGUUCUAGCAAAAUGACACUUGUUGAACAUGAGAUGUCACACAUUCCUAUUGCUAU